GGGCGCCUGUGAUUUCAGGCUUCAGCUGUGUGUUUUCCCAAGCCUGGUCAGCUGUGCAGUGGAGCCCAGGGUCCAGGGAUGUACAUGCAGGUGGAGACACGCACCAGCACCCGCCUCCAUCUGAAGAGGGCUCCAGGCAUCCGGUCUUGGUCCCUACUGGUCGGGAUACUCUCUACAGGCUUGGCUGCUGCCUACUACAGUGGAGAUAGUCUGGGCUGGAAGCUCUUCUAUGUGACAGGCUGCUUGUUUGUGGCCGUACAGAACUUGGAGGACUGGGAGGAGGCCAUUUUCAACAAGAGCACUGGGAAGGUCAUCUUGAAAACAUUCAGCCUCUACAAGAAGCUGCUGACUCUUCUCAGAGCAGGCCACGACCAAGUGGUGGUCCUGUUGAAGGACAUCCAGGAUGUGAACGUGGAGGAGGAGAAGGUCCGUUACUUCGGGAAGGGCUACACUGUGGUACUCCGGUUUGCAACAGGGUUCUCUCAUCCCCUUACUCAGAGUGCGGUCAUGGGCCGACGCAGUGAUGUGGAAGCCAUCGCCAGACUCAUCACUAGCUUCCUGGAGCUGCACCGCCUGGAGAGCCCCUCUGAACGGUCACAAAGCAGCGACAGUGAGCCUGAUGGUCCUGGUGGCCAGAGCUGACAGCACAGAAUGGCUGCUGGCAAGUGUCACCCACUCCUGACAUGUCGCCAACUGACUUGCCAAUUAUCAGGCUACAAGCAGAUUC
Acomys russatus (golden spiny mouse) is the source of this 727-nucleotide messenger RNA. Its product is annotated as cytochrome b-245 chaperone 1. The record is from RefSeq and is a predicted model, not a curated record. The transcript has 6 exons. NCBI's taxonomy places the organism in Eukaryota, Metazoa, Chordata, Mammalia, Rodentia, Muridae. Bases 79 to 642 code for a protein of 187 amino acids.